Messenger RNA from Neospora caninum, 13725 nucleotides. RefSeq lists its product as hypothetical. The transcript is spliced from 7 exons. The record is from RefSeq and is a predicted model, not a curated record. The coding region runs from base 1 to 13725 and encodes 4574 amino acids. Lineage: Eukaryota; Apicomplexa; Conoidasida; Eucoccidiorida; Sarcocystidae.
AUGCCGGAGCCGACGCGCUGUGCUUCCACGUCUCUCCCUCAGUCAUCUGCCUCUGAUGUAUCCGACCUCACCGCGUCUUCGUGUUUGCCUCCUUCGCGUUCAGCAACUGUGUCGGACGCGUCGCGUGAGAUGCUCGUCUCCUCUUCUGCGCCGACAGCGACGGGCGACAUGCCUUCUGAGGCGGCAUCGUCUUUCUCUUCCGCGUUUUCUUCCGCUUCUUCCUCCAUCGACUUCCAGAGUCCGUCUCCACAGCGGGAGUCUUCCGCGCCUCGAAUGCUCACGCGACGCUCCGGGAAAGCGUCGGCCUCUUCUCUCUCUUUGAAUUCGCCUUCGUGUCCUGCGUCUUGUGCACCGAUGUCUCUCGACGAGAAACGCGCACCUCUUCCGAAGGCGUGGCGAGGAAGAGGAAAGAGCAGAAGCCGAUCACGCGCCUCUGCUGGUUCCCCUGAAGACUAUCCGGAGCAGUGGGGAGACGGAGAAGACGGAGAGGAGAGAGAGAAUGGCGAAGAACAAAAGGGAAGCGGGAGAGAGGACAAGAACGACUACUCCAGCGAAGGCGUCCCAGAAGAAGAGAGAGGCUCCGAUUGGGGGAACGACAGGAGGGAAGGGCGACUCGGUCAGAAGGAAGGAGCAUGGACGGAGAGGGAAAUAAACGAGAGGGAAGAAGGGAAACUGCCACUCUGCUCACGAGGGCACAUUCGAGGCGACGCUCGUGGAAAUGAAGAAGGGAGUGAAGGUGACGAGAAACAUCACGUAGAAACGGGAGACACCGAACACGCCAGCGAAGCAGGUGGUUGUGAUGAUCGCCAAAGAGCAGAAACACGGACAAACAGGGAACGCGAAGAGAGAAAAGCUCGACCCGAGGGUCCGUCUUUUUUUCCUUACCAGGAUGGUGAAGCUGGCGAUCCCUCGGAAUUUCUCGUGUCUUCGUCGCCCGCGUCUGUGCCGUCUUCCUUUGCAGCGUCGGACGCCGUCCAUGGGCUUUCCGUUUUGGAACCUCCCCCCUCGUUGACUGAGACGCCGACUCUCCGAACGCCCCACACGUCUUCGUCUUCCCUUUCUCCUGCAUCUUCUUCGUGUGGCUCUUCGUCGUCUCUCUCGGAGAGACGCGAGGACGGGGGCGGUCUAGAUAUCGGACCUGCCUGCAGUCCCAACAGCACAACACGCACUCGCGCAUCGGGCGACUGUUCUGCUCCUCUGUGUCCCGCAACGCCUCAGAGCUCGGCUGUAGGUACACACGAAGAAGUUGAAAUCGACGACCGCCAGGACGCGCCUUCCCCAUUCUCGUCUUGUUUCCCCUCCUGCUCGUCGCUCUCUUGGAGUCCGGCUGGUGUCGAGGACCGACGCGGGGCGGGAGACGAUAGUGAGGAGAAGACGCGAGAGUCUUCUCUCGUUUCUUUCUCGCCGGCUCCUGGCCAGCUCCGGCACCCUCGCACCUCGACGCUCUCUGACGUCUCUUCUCACCAACCGGGUCCGUCGUUUUUCUCCUCCUCGUCUCCGCGUCUGUCGUCUUCCCUGUCGUCCUCUGAUGCGUCGCUCUCUUCUUCCUUCGUCUCGACAACCGUCGAGAGCCGGGGGGAAGGAGCCAACGACGACUUGGACAAGGAAGCCGCACACGAACUCGCGACUGGGGCCUUCAGAUUCUCCGAUCCUGUCGGGGCGUUUGCCCAAACGCCAAACGACGCAGGCUCCCCACAAUCCCCCCUGUCUCCACGCGGCACCCCAGACAGUGAGGCGGACUCGCCCGCGGGCCGCACCCCUUCCCACGACGCUCAGGGAAUCCGAGGCUACCCAGACGCUGCGAGGUACCCGCCUUCGUUACCUUCUGCCUCGUCACCGCCGCUGUGCACUUUGCCCGUGGUCGCGUCCGUGCCGGCUUCCAAGCAGAGACGGACGGACGCGAGCGAGGCAGGCGAGCCUACGGAAGGCGAGGCUGGGCCGAGAGGCGCCGCUGAGGCGCCCACGCCUUUGCGCUUCUCUGCGGCUCCGGCCUUCCUCUUCUCCCCUUCGUCUUCGUCGUCGGGGCAAGAGAAGCCGGAGGAGACAGGCCGACUGGACGGGUCCUCCGUGAAGGCCGAAGAGACGAGCGACUGCGGAGGGCAGGAGGGGAACUCGCGAGGCAACGGAAGAAUAAAGAGAGAAGGUCGGCACGCAGCAGCACUGACCGACCCCACCAGCGAGUGCCUCUCAGGACGCACGGACACAGACAGAAACGCCCGCGACCCAAAGCGUGAAUCCACCGGCCUCGUCUCCAUGUCUCCUGCGUCUCAUUUGUCUGCCGCCUUGCCGACAUCUUCCUCGUCCUCUUCCUCGUCUUCCUUGUCUUCGUCCGUGCCUUCUGUGAGGCUAUCGUCGGAGGCCUCUGCGCCCUUGCCCGGAGCCCGUGGAGUCGAGGGGUUCCUUUUGCAGUCCUGCGCUUCCCCGCCCGUUUCUGCCCCCGUGCCUGGGUCGGUGUCUGUGUCUGUGAAGCCUUCCUCCGACCGUUUGUCCGGCUCGUCGCCACUUCCUCAAAGCGCAUGCGACGCGUCUGCGCUCCGCCUGGCCGGCGAGAACAACUUUUUCGCGUUUGCGCUCGACGUGCACUCGCCUCGCCGCCAGUCUCUGGCGUCUUCGCUGGCCUUCUCGGCGGGCGCCGUGAAGGGGGCGCUGGGCGACAGUCUCUUGCUCGACCGCUUGGCGGGCGAAGAGCGCGAACGCGUCCCCUGGGACGAGAUGCUGCAUGCAGCGAGAAGCAGAUUGCAGGAUCCACCGAUUCCGCGGACUGAGGACGAGUGGGAAGCGCUGAUCGGCACGAGCAAGACGGCGGACUUCUCGGUCUAUCUGGGGCGCGAGUUGCUGGACGUUUCCAGCGUUCAAGACGAAGCCAAGCACCGAGGCAAGGAGGCCGAGAAGGACGAAGAGGGAGGACUCGCGCGUCCACCGCGUGUGCAGCCGUGGGAAUCGGUCAUUCUCGUUUUGGACCCCAAAACGGCGGCGCUGGCGUCUCCGUACUCUGCAACUGCGAGCGAGGCCGAGCGCCGGGACCUCCCCAUCGUUCUCCUCGAGGGCGCAGGCGACCCCGCAGCUGCGCCCUUCGUCGUCAUCGAAGAAACCUUUUUGGACCAAGACGGCAGCUUCGCGGAUUCACCGGCGUCUUGCCAGUCUGCGAGAGGCUGUGGAGAAGCACGAGGAUACGCCGAGGGCGCCUCGAACGCGUGCGGGCCUCGGGGUGAGACAGGACAAGUCCAGGCGAAAGAUGCAGAGAGAGGGGACGGCGAAGGGCAGCCGCGGGCUCCCGGCACGUCUUCGGCUCUCGGGAGGGAAGACAAGAGCGAGCGGCAGACGGUCGCAGAAAAGGGAGGGGCAACCGCGAACGAUCACGUCGAGAGAAAAGCGGAGCGGCGUGUGUUGGAAAGAAGCGCGUCCGCAAAGACGCGGAGACAGCUUGGCCGCCUCGUGCUUGAGGCCGCCAGCAGUGGGGUCGGCCGGAGAGCCCUGGAGGAGACAGGCGAAGCGGCGAGAAACGAGACGUGCAUGCAGGACGCAGCUGGAAGCCACGGGUCGGGAGACCUCGGAGCGACACGAAGGAAGGCGAGUGCAGAAGAGCGAGAGGGAGCAGAACGGGUGUCGGCGCGUGAAUCGGGAGAGAAAACAGACGAAAGGGAAGCGAGAGAUGAAACGGCAGCAGCGGCUGACCCGUACCCAAUGCUGCCGCCUCGUUCAGACACCGAACCGACACCGGCGUCUCUGCCCGCCACACUGCCUUCGUCCUCGUGCUCCUCUCCUUCCUCUUCUUCCUCUUCUUUCUCUGAUUUGUCUUCUUCUGCGACAUCUCAGGCGCGUGACUCGUCUUCGCGGGCUUCUGGCGGGCUCAGCCUGUCAGGACGUGCCCCGUCGUUUGCAGCGUUUCGCGAGAGCCUCCAGCGCGCUGUUGCCUGUGCGUCUUCUGCUGAAGUGGAUCCUCGCCUGCUGAGCCUUCUGCGCCUCGCGGACGCGAUGGAGGAACCCCAGGGAGGCAAAGGCGAAGAAACGGGCGAAAACGGUGAAGGGCGUGGGGAUAUUCCGGGGGACCGAGUCGAGAAAGCGGAGGAAACGGGCUCCGGAAAUCCGGUGCAUGUGCCGCGUGGUGCUCCGCUGUCUUUGCCGCACGAUUCGAGCCACGCUGGAAGUUUGGAGCCUGAAGGGGUCGUUUCGGUUGACACGCAAGGAAGCGAUGAGAAGCCGUCGGUGCGUCUUGGCACAAGCGCCGCUUCUUCGAGUGUGUCGUCGCUGUUCUUUUCGCCGUUAUAUCCGCACGCAGCGCCGACCCUUUCGGCAGCGCUCGCGGCGUCUCCGGCAGCCUCGUUUUCGUCGAUUCUUUUCGCCGGCGCGCCCGUGUCGCCCUGCGACCUCAGCAUGGUCGAGGCAGCGCGGCGUGUCCAGGAGGAAGAAAAGCGGAGGGAAAAGAGAGAAAGGCGUUUUCUGCAGGAACUGCUUCGAGGGUUCGGCGGGAAAACUUCGGAUUUGCAUGUGCCGAUUCCGCUGUGUCUCUUUCCGCCUCCUGCGCGUCGAAUUUCGCAUCUCGGAGCGGUCCAGAUGUGGAACGAGUUGCGGCACAGCCACGCUGCGGCGGCCACCUCGUCUGCGAAUCCAACGCGCGAGGGUACGCGCUCCUCGCGAGCAGGAGACCGCCGAAGUCUCCUGUCUGCCGGUGACUGUCACCUGAGCUCAGACGCUCGAGAUCUCCCUGGCGUCGCCGCCUCCUCGCUCGUUCCAACUCCGCAGGCCCUCGCUGCGCAGAGCCGCACGCGCGGCACCAGUUGCGGGCACAGUGGAGGUGCGCCGGUCGGCGACAGCGGCGUGUUCUCGCGGGGGGAAAUGAACUUUUCGCCGUCUUCGUCAGCGCCUUCUUCGUCGCCGCUCUCCGCGUCUUCCGACCGGAAAAAGGCGCUCCCCGCUGCCGCCUCGCUCGCGUCGUCGCCGUUCCUCCAGGGCGUUCCCACGGCUCCGGACGACAAGGGUGCGGCGUCUCCGGCCGAGCGGCUGCUCGGCUCGAGCCCGAGCGGCGUCUGUACGUCGACCGCGGAGGCGAGGCGCGAAAUCGGCGAGUUGAGUUUGGCGCUGAUUCGGCGGAGUCCCGACAUUCUUCUUCUCCCGAUUCAACAGCAGGAACUUGCGCUUCAGCAGCAACUCCACCAGCUGAUGCUCUGCAGGCACUGGUGGGCGGAGGAGAUGGACCGGAGUUUGUAUCGGCCGCCGGUCGUCUCCGAGGAAGACAAAAACGCAAAGAUCAUCGACGCGCCGCCCCUGUCGGCGCCCCCACCAGAAGGCGCCGCGAGAAGCCUCGGAGCCAUGUCCCCCGCAAGUCGAGAGAAAGAGGGCCGGGAGCGAGACAGGGGCGAGGAAGGCGCGCUGGGCGACGAGCGCAGAGGUGAGCGGUCGGCGAAGCGCAGCGGGGCUGUGGGCGCGAAGAAGCCGAGCAGCGACGAGAAGAAGAGGGGCAGAAGCGCCAGAGAAGAGACAACGCACGACGACAGCCAGGCCUUCCCGAACGUCCUGGAGCCGUCCAGUCUGAUGAAGGAAAUCUUCGGCCUGCAAAAGUUGCCGGGAAGCAAAGCGUACAGAAAGCUCAAGGACCCUAGAAGUGGGCCGCCUUCCUGGGGCACGCAGGUCUGGUUUUCCCUCGGGCGCCGCGCAGAGCUGGAGUUCCUUCUUCGGCGUCACUUCUAUCCGGAAACAUGCAGAGGAGAGCGUGCCUCCGCUUCGGCGGCGGCUCCGGCUGCGGGAACGCCGUGCAAGAAGCGGGGCAAGGAAGUCCCAGCCGGCGCCGCAUGCACGCGGACUGGGUCACCGGGAGAGGCCAAGCCCAUUGGCCAGUCGGCCGUUGCGCGCGAGAAGGUGUUGAAAGAGAAGAGGAGAGGCCGCGCAGGGGGGCUGUCGCGAGGCCGCGACGAGGACGAAGAGCCGCUGGAAGAAGACGGAGAAGACCAGGCGCCGGACGGGUCAGAGGCGACUGCUCCAGGGGCGGGCGCGCUCCCGGCAGAAGAGGGCAGCGACAAAGGGUCCAAGUCCUCGACGGAAAAGGAAGAAGGCGACGAAGACUGUCUCCUCCAUCCUCUUCUUCUCCUGCGCAUCGCCAACUGCGAGUGGCGAAUUCUGCGCGACGCCGUCCCCGAUGUCGUGAAGAUCUUCAAGCAACACGUGCGGUGCUUCAAACUGAAAAGAAACCCAUACGUGACGACGUUGCAGCAACAAGUCGACUACAAACUCGCUGUGAUGGCGUCCCUGCGUUCGCCGUUUUACCGAGUCGCCUCGCCGUUCGUGGACCACGCGAUCCGGUUGAUUCUUCGGCACCGCUUCGGCGCCUUGUCGCUGUCGUUCGUCUCGCCAUCGCCGUUGGAACUGGACGAGGCCGGCGCCGAGCGUGCGGGGUUUCCGGCCGUCGCACGCCCAGACGAAGAGGAGCUUGCUCCUUCCCGCGGAUUGCCCACAUCUCGGCUUCUCAGCGACGAGCAGGAGAAGCGCGAAGGCGCCGAGGACGACGACUUGCGACGGAAAGGCCGGCAGAGUGGCUACGCGCUCCCCUUCUUCGGGCGAGACAGUGUGGGGAAGGUCGCCCCCGCAGCGCUGUUCACCUCGCUCGCGCCUGCAGUCGCCGCUCCCUCUGGUUUGCUGCAUGCGCCUCUUCCUGCAGCUCGGCUCGGCGAGGAGGAGCGAGUCGACGAGCAGCUGGGAAAAGGCUGCAGGAAGAAGGUGAAGCGGCGGCGGCUCCACGAAGACGACGACGCUUCUCUGGCCCCAAGUCCGUUCCCUUCCCCGGAGCCGCCGGAGCGCGAGAGCGCCCUCGGGUCCUUCCCCUUCGCCUCCCUGGGAGACGACGAGGGGCGGGCGGCGGGCAUCGAAGAGGCAGAAAGCCCGAUCCUGCCGCCCGAGUGUGCGCAUCUCGUCCGCAUCAUUCAGCACGGCGAAGAUGCAGGGGACAUCGUGGAGGCGCAGGAAGACGAAGGACUGCAUGCGCUCCUCGCGCUCUUCCCGUCGCUGUCUCACGCCGUGCGCGUUUUUGCGCGAUUUUUCGCUGCGUGUCGACGCCUGUCUCUGAGGGGCGCCGCGCAGCGGGCGGAUGUCGGAGACGGCGGCGAACGCCUCAGCAACCUCGCGAGAGAAGUCCAGAUGGAUGAACCCCUUUUCAAAGCCGUUGUGACGCACCCCUGGACAGCUUGGCUCUCCUGGUUCUUUUGGGCGAAAACCAAGAAUCCAGGAAUCCCCUGUCUCCCUUCCUCUCUCCCUGCUGAUAUAGGUCGGCCCUCGCCUCUUCCCCUGUCGCCACCGCCUCUUCCUCCGGCUUCGCCCCCGUCCCUUUCGUCUUGGUCGUCUUCUGCGGCUGCCUGUUUGCCGGCUGUAUGUGUGUCGUCUUCCGCGGGAAGAGAGGAGGCGUCGGAUCCUCUCGUUCUGCCUCGGCGCGCGUUUGCGCACUUUGGAAACUUUCAAGAGUUUCCGCGGUUUGUCUGCGGCGGCCUGGACCGUCUGAAGUGCAUCCGCCGGCGGCGGUUCCGUGUCGAGGUGCGCAAGGGUACGGGGUGCCUAGCCAACAGCUUCUCCUUUUCCUUCUCCUCGCUGUCUUCGCCGUCGCGCGCCGACGGACAGCGCGACGGAGAAGCGCGCGAUGGAAAGGAAAGCGCAUGCAGCCUGCGGAAGGCGGCUGCUCAGUCUGGGGGGGCCGAGAACCCGAGAGGCGAAGACACACCAGAAAGUCCGGGCCCGACUGGAGCCUCGGGAGCGGCCCCAGCGACGCAGGGUGCGGGGAAGAAGAAGAAAAGCCGCAAGGGAGGGAAGAAGGGUGACGGGAAGAAAGACGAGCGCCGGGACGAAGAGACAGCCGGUGGAGACGGAGUGGGCUCGAACCAGGAAAAAGACGCGGCGCUGGAAGAAGAGUGGGGCGCGUGGAGUCUGGAGAGAGUUGGAGUCGGCGGAAAGUACUACCGGAUGAUUGAGGUCGAGGAGAUUCCCGAUGAAGAACUCGCCCAGACCAUCCUGCUGCCGUUCCAUUCUUCGUUUCGGGAAGACGUAUGCGGCGCCGGAGAGGGCGAGGACGCGAACGCCCCGGACGAUCCGGAGAAGACGCCGGACGGCAAGGCUGCACAAGUCAAACGCGAGACACUGGAGGUCGCAGGCGGCCUGCCUGUCUCCGUGUCUCCGGCGCCCCUGGGUACCGGUUCUCCCAGAAGCAAGGGCGUGGCGGAAGAGGAGAGCGAACCGAAGGCGAAGGGAGAAAUGACGACGCCGGACGACGAAGGAGCCGUCGCCAAGCGGAAGGCCUUCCUUCGCACCGAGGCUCUUCUGCGCCUUUUCGAAUACCGACAAAGCGUCCCAGAAAAACUCGAACCCGGCCUUGCCGUCCAGUUCGCGAGCAGUCUGAUCCCUGGGAGCCAUGUGGCGUGGUGGGAAGGCGUGAUUAUCUCCGUGAAGGAAGACGAAGGUUCCGGCAGCGCGCCGACCGGUCCGCCGGGGCCGUCUCCGCCCUCGGCUCUCGCUUCCCUGCCGUUGAAGCCUUCGGCCUUUCCUUCCUGCUCGGUCGACAAGAAGAAGCGAAGACGCCCGUCUCCCGCCUUUCUGUCUCUCCCUUCUUCCUCGUCCGUCGGCAGCCAGUCGGAGGCGACGUCUGCGUCGUGCUCAGCCGCUGGCGAGCGCGACCUGGACGGCGAGAGCGGCCGACGCGGACGGGAGAGGCGCGACAAGGCCGGCGAGGCGAAGAGCCCCGACUCGGAGGCUGCAGAAGACAGAGACGAGGACAAGGUGCGCGCAGAGGAAGAAGACGAAGCCGGCGGAUGGGUCGAGAUCGCCUACCAAGUCGGGCCCCGGACUGUGAAGAGAGCGUUCACGUCGCUUCGCUUGUUCAUGCCCCAGAACGUCCCUCUCGCCGAGCCAGCCGAAGGCUGUUGGCGGCUUCGUCCUCGCUCGCCUUUCUUCUCGGCACCGCCGCCUUCUCUCGCGCACUUUCUGCGUCUCCUCCACCUCCAAGAAAAGGCGCAAGACGCCGAAACCUUUCCACCGUCGCCUUCGGCUUCUUCGGCGGCUUCGGAUUCUGCGUCGGAGGAUCCGUGGGAGGGUGCGUUGAUGGCGGAAGGCGCCGGGGACGAAGGAGCGGUUCGGCACAGGUACCGGGUCAGCCUGCUCGCUCACGACGUCUGGCCCGGCGCGGUCGUCUGCGUGCGCAUGGAGGAGAAUCCGCACGAGUUGCACGACGCCCUCGUGCUGAAUGUCCGGACCGCGCCUUGCUGCUGCCCCGCGCGGCACAGACAGCAGGGCUGCGCGUUCUCCGACGACGAGGACCUCGCUCUGGACGAGGACGAGGCCCGAGACGCACAGGACGCGAAGGACGGACAUGCGCACACAGGAGAGGCGGAGCGCAUGCAUAACUCCGCGGGCGACGCGCCCGAGGAGCGAGAAGCGGAGGCGCAGGGCGAAGCUGCGAAAGACGAGGCGCGACUCGCAGAGAAGAAAGCUGACAACACGCAGCUGAUCGAGGCCAGUGCCAAGGAAGGCGCGAAGGUGGGAGGCAGCCAGGAGGAAACGGCGGCUUUGCGGGGCGGCGACGGGCCCCACCCUGCAGGCGCGCGUGCGGCAGGCGCAGGGACACCUAAGAACGGGGGAGCGCGGGCAGACGAACACCUCCGGGGAAGAUGCACAUGCAGCUGGCGACCGGGGCCUGGCGCCACAGACGAGGCAGGAAACGCGUUCACGGUCUGCGCGACUGGUCACACUCCGCCGUCGUACUUCUCUUCUCUCCUGCCGAGUUCCUCGGCACGUGGCGAAGCCGCCGCGGCGCACGCAACUCCUCAACUUCGCUGCGCCCUCGAGGGCCGACGCCAGUUCCUCGCGACUUCUUCCUUUCCCUCUUCUUCCUUUUCCUCUUCUCCGCCAGUGCGUGUGGUGGCUGUGAAAUUGUUGUAUUUCGCGGACGCGGCGGUGGAGUGGAUUUCUGUGGAUGUUCUCCGCUACCGUCUGUGCUACGACGUCCACCCGCAAGACCCGUCCGUGCCGCUCGCGUUGCUACGCCCGCGGUGGGUUUGGGUGAUUCCGCGCUUCGUCGCGCCGCUGCCGCCCCAACUCCAUCAUCUCCAGGACUUGCUGGCCGCACUCACGAAUGGUCCCGCUUCGGGGACUGUCUCUUUCGCCUCGCCGGGUGGGGAGGCUCUGGGCGGCGGCAAGGCGCCGGGCGACCGCGAGGAAGGCCUCGCGUCGACGAUUCACACCGUUUUCUCGCGCUACCUGCGCGUCGCGCCGGGGACUGCCUCGUGUGCAAAGGCGUCGCUCUGGUACAUUCCCGCGGACCUGCAGCUCCACCCCGCAUGCAUGCCGCCCUUUGUUCACGUGCCCGCCGGCGCCUUCCCGUCGAACGCGAAGAGGCGCGAGAAGCCCGAGAGGAGCGAGCAGGCGACGCCCGCGCGCGAGACGGGAGAAGGCGCUGCCGUUGGGAGAGGCGAGACGGACGGGAGCGUGGACGGCUGGGGCGAGACAGCGAAGAUCGAGAAGGCCAGGGAGAGGCGGAAGACCGGCAAUGCCGACGAGGCCGAGGCUGCAGAGAAAGGGAGACUGCACGACGAGGGAACGAAGCUAAGGAAGACGGCCGACGAUCGGGAGGCGGCGGCGAGGGCCACCGAAGAGAACACUGAGAACGACGGCAAGCAGGACCCGAAACAGGAAGGAAAAUCUGUCCACGAAGAAACGCCCACGGCCGUCUCCGCGUUGGCCGUCGCUCCGCCUCAACCGACCGCUGCGGCGUCGCUGGCCGAAGGGGCCCCGGCGCGGGCCUCUUCGGCCUCCCCAGCCAAGCGAGACAGUCAGGCGCCGCAGGCAGACGAGAAGGAGGCGACUUCGAUUUUGUUCGCCCCCACCAUCUGCAAGUUCCUCCAGCCAGACUUGGAUCCGCGCGCUCUGCUCCUUCAGAACUUGUGGAUUUACCGCUACCCGUCGAUGCCCUAUUUCCCGCCCCACACGGCGCCCGCCAUCGGGGCGAUGCUGGCGUCCGCGCAGGCCUCGGUGGCCUCGAAUCGCCACGCCUUUGUGCGUCGCGCGCCGCUCUUCGCUUCUCGCGAUGGAGGCGGCGCCGAGAGCGACCGCGCGCACGCCCCGGAGCGGGCCGGAGACGCGGCCGCCGUGUGCGCCUUCGCCCCUCCACACGGCGAAGCGGGGCUCGGCGAGGACGUGAAAAGCGACAAGGAACCCGCGUGGGGAGAAAAGGAAGACUCGCGCGCAGGCAGCGACACGGGCGGAGACCCGACAGGACUGGCAGAUGCCCAGGCGGCCUCUGCCGGCGCGGCCAGCGAGGCUCCAGUCUCCUCGACGACCGCGGUCGCAGGGAGGUCUCUGGAGUCCGGCGCACGGAGACAGUCCCCUCCAGGAGAACGGGAGGUGGGCGAGGGAGGCGAGAGCGAGGACGGAGUCGAAAAGGCCUCAGCAGGCGAGGCGGCGUCCUUGCAUGCGCGAGCAGAGCCUGUCACGGCCGAGGAAGAACCGGCAGAGGCGCUGGAGAGAGAUCGAGCAGGCGCCGAUAACGUCCAAGGACUGGCCACGCCGCACUCUCGCUUGGUCGCACAGGUGGCCAGGGAGGGCGCAAGCCGUCAGGGAGUUGGGGGCGAAGAAGAGGAGAGGAACGAAGCCGCUCUGGGGACUCUCGCUCACCAUCCGUCCAAAGAGAAGAGGGAGGAAAGAGUCGACCCUGUGUCGCUGUCUUGGCGCCGGUCUGGGUCCUCGCCGAGCCCCGUUUCCGACGGUCUCGACAGUGCAGCGGCGGGGUCGCGAGAGGACAGGAGACGCCGAGGUCGCAAGAACAGCGUGGACGCUUCGGGCGACACAGAGAGGCUGGAGGGGGACCCAGACGAGACGCCGGAGACGAAGGGGCGAGAGAAGCGAGAACGCGACGAAGAAAGUGGGCAGACUGGGAAUCCGAGCUCGCGGUGGAGUUCCCGGAGAAAGGGAGCGAUGGGUCGUGCUGCGCCUCCACCGGCUGAGGACGUGGGUUGCCCCGCGGAAGAUCGGGCGCCUCAAGAAGAGAGAAGUCAAGACGAAGGAAGCAAGGUGAGAGCACGCGAGGAGUCUGAGGGCGGAGUUCUCGGCGACGACGAGACGCUACCUGACAGGGAAAAGGGAGAGGAGUGUCGGCGAAGCACCAAGACAAAGCUGGUGGCUGUGUCGUGUCCUGUCACGGCCGCUAGCUGCGCGGUUCCUGCUGCAGGUCUCGAGAGAGACAAGGGCAGCGAGACAGUGGAGAGGGAGGACGACGCAGCCGCUCCCGCGUCGGCUACCUGCAAGAACAAGCGAGGCGCAAAGCGCACGCGGCGCAUGUGCGACGGCGGGAGAGAGAGUAGAGACGUCGAGAAGGAGAUGAGUGGCGGGGAGCGCGAACGAAAGAAAGGCAAGAAGCAGGCGGCGAUCACCCUUCACGUGUCCAAGAGCCAGAAAGACGGAUCGGAGCGAACAGAGCUCUCAGCUGGCCUCAGUUUCCCUGCUGCGCUGCUCAGCACCAACGAAGACGCGUCUUCCCCCGCGUCCUCGUCUUCCUCCUCCUCUUCGUUCAUUGAAGUCAUCGAAGUCGAAAGUGUGUCGACACCCGACAGUGAGUCGCGAGUGAUUCUUCAAGAAGACGACAGAGCACGCUCUCUGUCGAAAGAGGGGCGCAGUCGAGCGGACGGCGCUUCUCUCACCCCGGCGGCUGCCUACGUCGAGGUCGGCCUGCCUCGGGACCCCUCCCAGAGCUCCCAAACGCAGGCCCUCGCGCCUCCGUCGUCGCCGUUGUCUCCUUCCUCUCUCUCUGCGUCUCCUUCUCCCUCGCUUUCUGCUUCGCCGCCGGCGUCCGCGUGCUCCCAGGGAGGGGCGAGGCCGAGCCGGGGGGGCGUGACCCGCCAGGGCGAGUCUCCGAGUGUCUCCACGCGAGGCUCUCUCCUUUCGGCGCCUGCGUCGGGCCCUGCGGCUGCGGCCGCGCUAGCGAGUGCGGAGAGCGAGCGCGGCGGGCGGCGAGCGGAGGGAGACUGGGAGAGAGGCAGGCGGCAAAACGUGGCCGACCCGGAGAAAGACGAGUCAAGCGCAGCCGCUACACAGACUCGCGAGGGCGAGAGCGAAGAAGGUCGCGAGCGAAGAGGGCGGGACCGAAGUGAAGGAGACAGUGGGGCGAGGCACGGGGCGUCGUUGUCACCUGGGCCCUGGGGAGUCGAGCUGGCGUCGUCAGGUCCAGUUCGAGGCCGUCGUGGGGACAGAGAGCGAGGCUUCGAGAGACGCGACGACGAACUGGACGACGACGGCGAAGGCCACAAUGUGCUGGGCAAAUCGCAGCCGCUCCUCGAGUGGAGCCAGCUGACGUGGGCGACGGAAGACGAGGUCGAAGAAGAGAGCAAGCGCGACACCAAAAGGGACGGAAAGGGGACGAAAAAGAAGAAAGUGAAGGUGACUGGAGCACCGGCUUCCUCGCGCGCCGCCGUGGCGAGUGAAGGACAUCCGAUGCCGCUGGGGCCGGGUGUCUCUGCCUCGCGCGAGGGUUUGAAAAAAGGAAAAAGUGUCCUCGACAAACUGCCUGAGCAGCCAGGACUGGCCCAGGAAGCGGCCGCCGGAGGUAUCGCGGGGGCCGCCUGCUCGGCCCUUCGUGGCUCUCACCGAGAGGGUGGAGACCGGGAAGGACCGCAAAAAGGGGAUAAGAACGAGACACACAACGCGCCGUGGUCUCCGCCCCGCCGCCGCCUCAGGGAUCGGCGCCUCUGCGCGGGUUUUGCGUGA